AGGAAUGGUGCCUGAGCCCUUUUUUGGGGUGUUUUUGGUGUUCUGAAAAUACCAUUUAAAAUAAUGCAUGGACCUUGAUUUUUUUUCAGGUAGUACCUUAUUGUCUUAAGAUAAUUUAUGCAAAUUGGUAUGACGUCAUGAUGACGUCAUCAAGAGCUAUAAGGCCACGCCCAUUUUUAGGAAAAAAUGGUAAAAAGGUGUAGCGCCCCGCUUGUAGUUCAAUUAUCAUCAUCGAUACUUUGCAGAAAUGUAGAUAAUAGUGAUACAAACCGAUCUGCGCGCGUUUUUGAUGAUAUUUUGCAAUUCAGAUUUUUUGUGAAUAUUUUUCCUCGAUUUUAAAUUACCCCUUACGCUACCGGCAGUCAGGAGCGCAAAAUAGCGUCCCCUUGAGGCGGCUACGCGGGAAGUUGUACCUUACGGGGUAAACUUCAAAAUAAGACCCUUUUUACCCAUUUUUGAUGAGUAGUUUUUGGGGCGAGACGCCCUAAAAAUUAAGUACGUAGUAUAGGGGUGGUAAUUUCACCAUUCUGAUGUCGAAAAAGGGCCAAAAUCGCAGAUUUCUGUGCCGCGUUCUAAUGGCCCGGUUACUUCCGGGUUGAAUCGCGGUCAUUGACCUCUCAACAAGCGUUAUUUCCCUAUUUGGAAGCCAGAACACGAAUUUCCAUCUUUCCAGAGGGCGUAAGUAACAGCCAAAACAAGCCCUGCCCCGCACGGAGUCACGUGAGCCUCGUGACGUCAUCCCCGCCAACCUCCCUGCUCUGAAAAUCAAAAUGGCGGACGAGCAGCCGACGACUUCGGGUGGCGGGAAAAAGAAAAAGAAACUACCUUCCAAGCGUUAUGCUAACCUUGCUAGACGCUCGAACGAAGCCCAAGGGCUGGGUAAAGGGUCGAGAAGUACCAGUUAUGAGCCACCAGUAGGGUAUGAGGUCAGAAACUACGAGAAAAGUCAGGUGAUGAAAACCCCUGGGAAGACACGGGUUCGGAGUGCGGCAGCCUCGGUGGACGUUUUGGAGGACAGGGGUUUCAACAAGAGCCUUGUUCUGGAGAGCUCUUGCUCUGAGAAUGAUGACAUCUCCUCAUCAGAAGAUGUGGAGUGGACUCCUAGUGGGCCCACAACUAGCAGUCCAAGCCAACCAGCAAAGAUGAACAGUCUGACUGGAACAUCAAGUGACACGUGGAAGACCAUGGCACCAUCUGUCUUCAUCGCGUAUGGUGAAUCACUUGGAUACUUGAUCGAUCAGGUGAAUGACCAGAGAAGGUGCCAAACUGAAGGAUGUACCGGAGUCCUUAUGCCCUGUGAUGUAGACAGAGCCGGGCGUGGUGGCCUUAUGCGUGCUGAGUUCCGAUGCACUGGCAUCUGUCGAAAUGCUGCAGUUGCCUUUGACGCCUCUCCUUUCACACAGCUACAGCGCAAAAAUGUCCUUGGCCGUGUUGUUGCCCUGUCCUUUAUUCUGAAUGGACACACAUAUGAGAAAUACUCACAGGUCCUUGGUCUGGGUCUGGGCAUCCCUGUGUUUUGUGACAAAACAUACUAUCAAAUCUUGAAGGAUGCAUACCCAAAGAUCCAUGCAAUUCUGGACAAGCAGAUGACGGAUGCAAGAGAGGAAAUGAAGGAGAUGGACCAGUCAGAGAUUGGAAGUUGGAGCCGAGCUGUGACGUCAGGGGAUGGUGUUUACCACACUCGGGGACACCACAGCAAAAACAUGACUGUUUUGCUUGUGAACUAUCAAAAGAACUCGCUCAUCUCUGCUGUCCAUCUCUGCAUGCGUGGAGAGGAUGAGACCACAUCUCACAUUGAACUUUAUAAAGGGACAGCAAAAUCAGCAGAGGGGUAUGGCUUCGAACUGAUUUGGGAGGAGUUGAGCAAUGAAGGCCUCAAGGUCGAAGUCCACUGGCAGGAUGCGGACAGCACCAGCGCACGGUCUUUUCGUAUGUACUACCCUGAGGCUGAUGGGUCAAAGCUCAUGUACUGUGGUGGGCAUGUCGGGCGAGCCCACGGCAAGCAGUUGGAAAAGCUUGCUGCUAUGAAGAUCUUCUCUGCUGGCUUCCAGAGCAAACAUUCCAAGUAUAAACUGGAUGGGCUGAAAUGCCAUUGCAAAAAACAUUCCCCCACCUGUGGCUGCCUGACACCCAAGUGUAUAAAGCAGAUGAGGAUAAACCAUUUUGCAUCACUUGUCCAGAGCGGGGCGGAUCCAGAAGUGUACGCCAGAAGGAUGACAGCCCUGGGUAACUACCACGCACGGGAUGUCCACACCUGGAAAGAGGGAAGAUGUGACUUUCAUGGAGACAAAAGGUGCACAUGUGGACACUGCAAUCAGCCGAACGUGACAUGUGAGGGAGAACCAUAUGCAGUACGGCAUCCGCUAACAUGUCCUAUGCACACUAUGGCUUACCGGAUCGAGUGCGAAGAAAGGGCAUCGAGAAGUAAGGAUGUAAUCCACCCGGAGAUGGGCAGGGGGCACUCAAAUUAUCCUGAGGCUCGCAACAAUGUUCUCAUAAGGUACAGGUCCAAAAGCAUAUCGCUGAACAGAUUAGGAUAUUGCACAUGGACGGACAUCGGGCUGCUGCAGGGCAACAUGACGUGGUGCUUCAACAAGUAUGGUCCAGACUACCACUGGAUUAGAGAAGUCUACCAAGACUUGGGGCUCCCUGUACCAGAGGGUGUUCUUGAAAGGGCCCGAAAGAGGAACGAGGAGCGCAUGAAGCGCCUGGCAGCUAUAAAAACAGAGGAAGCAAAGGACAGAAGAAUAGCUUUGAAGGUGGCCAGAGCUCAGGACCAAGAAGAAAGGAAAAGAUGGAACAAGAGGAGGCCCAUUCGUCACUCCUAUGGAGAAGAAGAGGGAGGUGUAGAAGACUGCGAUAGCGGCGACAGCAGUGCAGAUGAGGACAAUGAGGCAACGAACAUUUUAGGUACAACAGCCAUGCCUUCCCAAGAGAAGAAGAGGUUAACUGUUGUCUCUGUGUCCCGAAAGAAGUGCGUCUGCGGUGGGGACGACCAUAUGAGACGUUCAAAUAAGAAGUGUCCCCUAUAUCAGGAACCACCAAAACAGAUGGAGGCUAGAGAUGACAGUGAAGAAGACGAUGUCAGUGACGACAGUGAUCAUGUCACCAGUGAAGAGGAGUCGGAAGAAGAGGACCUCCCGAGAACACCCCCUGCGAAGAAGAGGAGGAACCAGGACGCUGUGUCCAGAAAGAAGUGUGUUUGUGGAGGGGAUGACCACAUGAGACGCUCCAGUAAAAAAUGUCCCCUCUACAAGGAACCCACAAAGCAACGCAACUGAAAAAGGAAGCUGUAAAGCAAAGGAGUAAUGCUCUGUUUCCUUCCAGCACUACCUCCAUAAGCAUUGAUGGGAUUUGACCUUUUUUUUGUGAAAUUAUCGUGUAGGAUUAUGAUGGAAGCCAAGAAAAACAAUAGAUCUGUUUUGUUACAUUCACCCUGUCAGUUUUGCAUUGAAAGUAUGUCUUGGCAAGUAUGUAUAGUUCGCACAUUUUUGCCUUCUUGCUGAGAGAGAUACAAUACUUGUGCCUACAUGUAGAAUUUCAGAAAGAAGUUACUUGUAAGUUGCUUCAUCACAGCACUAAGCAUUGAUGGAAUUUGUGUAAAGUCAAUGUGUAUGAUUAUGAUUGAAGCCAAUGAAAUAUAUAAUA
Molecule: messenger RNA, 3648 nt
Organism: Branchiostoma floridae (Florida lancelet)
Lineage: Eukaryota; Metazoa; Chordata; Leptocardii; Amphioxiformes; Branchiostomatidae
Exons: 6
Coding region: 771-3281 (836 amino acids)
Source: RefSeq, a predicted model, not a curated record